Molecule: messenger RNA, 1772 nt
Organism: Sebastes umbrosus (honeycomb rockfish)
Lineage: Eukaryota; Metazoa; Chordata; Actinopteri; Perciformes; Sebastidae
Gene: mvb12bb
Product: multivesicular body subunit 12Bb
Exons: 13
Coding region: 784-1524 (246 amino acids)
Biological process (GO): viral budding; virus maturation; regulation of epidermal growth factor receptor signaling pathway
Cellular component (GO): late endosome; ESCRT I complex
Source: RefSeq, a predicted model, not a curated record
UGUCUGUGGGCAAAAUAAUGUUAACUAAUUAGAAAAGCAGAUACAAAUUGAGCUGGCUUUGGUAUUUGGUUGUUCAUUAUCAGUUUUAGAUUAAAUUCGCCAUGUUUUUGUUCAGUUAACCGUUCGUUUUUAUGUGUUUUAUUGCCAGUAAAACUCUAACAAGCUAACAAGCUAACAAGCUAACAUUAACGGCCCUUCAGACUGAGCAUGCGCAGUUUGUCCACUGUGUGUUGGUUGUCAUGGAUACAGAUGUGGAAUAAACCAGCUGUUACCACAAGCCUGACAAGCUCCGGGUGAUUGAUUCAGACAGUGAGACAUCUCACAGAGGUCACACUAAGGCUAAAUGGAUGCUGGUCUGGAUGACGUUACAACCAAACUUUUCUUCACCUCCCUGGAAGCAACAAGCAUGAGGGGAUAGCCUACAGGAACCACCCUACCAUCGCAACUCAAAAUGUGUACAGAGAUGGAUGUAGGCCAGGCACCGCAGCCCGGUGAGGCUCCCCUGUGUGUAGCUCGGAACACCUGUCCCGCUGUGCGUCGGCACCCCCAAUCUUUACCAGGCCAAGGAGGAGCACCAUCUCUCUCCAUAACGCUUUCCACAACCCGUCGUCUCACGGGACGCCCAGAGGAGCAAGCUUCCUAACCUCCAUCUCCCCUGCCCCUCCACCACCUGUACAUCCAUCAGAGGGCUGUCAUGGUAGAGGGGCUUCAACGCUCCUUCCUGAUGCGGCCAUCAAGGCCCUCCAUCUAACACGAGCCGACACAUCAUAAUAACACUUUGACAUGUCUGAAGUGAGCAGCCAGCUGCCCACAGACCCCAUCUCUGCUGUUGGAGUAAUCACUUCACUCAACAAGGCCCCUGAUGGCUACUAUGUUGUUGCACAAACAACAGAUGGCUCUGACGCCGACCUGUGGAAGGACGGCUUAUUCAAAUCCAAGGUCACCCGCUACCUCUGUUUCACCAGAAAAACUGAGGCUGACGUUGUUGUGGACAUGAAGCUGAUUGACAUUAAGGACGCGUUGCCAGAGGGCUUCACACCUGUGGAAGAAACAUUGGACACAAAGGAAACCGCCAUGAGGAAGAGGAGGCUCUGCGUGAAAAUCAGCCCUCGCGAGGCCGCCGUGAUGGCUGUGUAUGACAUCCAGGUCGUUGUGAAGUCCAAGUACCAUCUUGUUAACUACACCUGCAUAGGUGAGAUGAACAGUAUGGGGAUAUGGUACCGAAUGGGAGAUGUCUCUCAGCCUCAGUCAUCCCAGGAAAUGUCCAGUACACCUAGUGACGCUCCAGCCAACACAGCAGCAAGCAGGAGGACCACGAGCAGGCCGGUCUAUGAGCACCAGAGCAGUGGGAACUACACCAUGACAGCUCUGGACGAUGUGCCCUUUGUGGUCCAUGAGAAGUUUUCUGAAAAACCCAAAGAGAUGCAGCAAGUCAAUUUAAUGGGCAUUACGAUCAAAUCCCUGGCAGAGAUCGAGGAGGAAUUUCACUACAACUUCAGCACAGAGCGAAGCAUUGCUGUGUAACUUUCCCCCCGGCGUUCACACCCUGGCAGACGGAGCCACGAGGACUGAAACACUACAGAGGGAUAAUCUGUAAACUAAUGUACUAAUGAAUUUUAAAAGUUCGGGACACACCGAAACUGUAUAUUGUGUAAUUUAAGACAACAAAAAGUAUUUUUACCUGGAUGGAUUUUAUUUAAAUGAUUCAGUACUUGAAGUAUUUUUGAUAAUGUACAACUGUGUGCAUUAAAUUUUAGAAGAUUUUCAACUUA